GAUGAACGGCGAAGCAAGCCCACCGCAAAGUGGAAGACUCCCCGGAUUGACCGAUCGAUCGCUCUCUCUCUCUCUCCCUCUCUCCCUUUCUCUCUCUCUCCGUCUCUUUCCUUCGCUCCCCUUCUUUGAAAUUUUCUCCUCUCCUCCGGUCCUGCGCUCGUGAUUCCAUCUGUUCUUCUGUAAAAACCCAACGUUGUUCUCCUGUUCUCGAUCGACUGAUCCCAAUUCCAAUCCCAAUAGGAAUCCUCCUCUAUUUCGGUUUCUUCUUCUUCUCGAUAUAUGUACGAGUAGGUGGUUGGGAUUUGUAUAGAUAGACCGGGAGAGAUAUCGAGGAGGGGAUGGCGAAGCUCUACGUUCAGGCGGUGCCGCCGGCGGAUCUGAACAAGAACACGGAGUGGUUCAUGUAUCCCGGGGUGUGGACGACCUACAUCCUUAUCCUCUUCUUCUCGUGGCUCCUCGUGCUAUCGAUCUUCGGCUGCACCCCCGGGAUGGCCUGGACCAUGGUCAAUCUGUUCCACUUUGCGAUCACCUAUCACUUUUUCCAUUGGAAGAAGGGAACUCCCUUUGCUGAUGAUCAGGGUAUUUACAAUACCUUGACAUGGUGGGAGCAGAUGGACAAUGGCAAGCAGCUUACUCGUAAUCGGAAGUUUUUGACUGUCGUACCUGUGGUUCUGUAAGUAUUCUUGUAAUAUUCGCAUUCCAUUUGACUUCCAGUUUGUGGACAUGUGAAAUCAUGAGGGACCAUUUGCACAAUGAGACUGCAGUUAUUUAGAAAGGCAUGAGCCACUAUGAUUUUAAUAAUUUGU
Molecule: messenger RNA, 806 nt
Organism: Elaeis guineensis (African oil palm)
Lineage: Eukaryota; Viridiplantae; Streptophyta; Magnoliopsida; Arecales; Arecaceae
Source: RefSeq, a predicted model, not a curated record